Acanthoscelides obtectus is the source of this 234-nucleotide messenger RNA. NCBI's taxonomy places the organism in Eukaryota, Metazoa, Arthropoda, Insecta, Coleoptera, Chrysomelidae. The record is from the annotation of a GenBank genome assembly.
AUUUACUACAAUUUUAGUCAUUGAAAAUCGUCGUUCACUUGUGUUAACGCAACGUGCAUAUUGUCGAAAAUAUCGUGGCAAACAUGCACCGUCUGACAACACUAUCCGUCGUUUGGUUUCGAAUUUUCUUGAGUACGGGACAGUGGGAGAUUGUCAACAUACCUUUCAUCAACGACCAAGACAUUCCAAUAAACUGCUGAAGCGGUCAGAGACAGCGUUGCCCAGAACCCAAAA